Messenger RNA from Penicillium cataractarum, 1263 nucleotides. RefSeq names its product LysM peptidoglycan-binding domain-containing protein. The transcript has a single exon. Bases 1 to 1263 code for a protein of 420 amino acids. The record is from RefSeq and is a predicted model, not a curated record. Lineage: Eukaryota; Fungi; Ascomycota; Eurotiomycetes; Eurotiales; Aspergillaceae.
AUGUACUUCACCCUUCCACUCCUUUUGGCUGCUGGCAGCCUCCCCCUCAUUUCUGGGGCUCCAGUCGCAUACUCUCUCUCUCGCGCCUCCGCAGAUGUAGUUGAAGUCGAGCAAGCCACGUCCAGUCACUCCCUCAGUGGACGUAGCAGCAACCUCUACGAAGCCGUCUUCGGCGGUAACGGUGAGGUCUCCGAUGGUUGGCCCGCCGUCUCCAGCUGGAUCUCCAGCUUCGAUGACAUGUUCGAGAACAACAAGGAGAUCAUCGGAUCUUCCUGCGCCCAGUGGGGUGUCGCUGAUACCACCGAGGACGAGAUGGCCACCAUGAAGUCCGCCAUCACCAAGAUCGCCGGCGAAUCUGGUGUCGACGCCCGCUUCAUUCUGGCUAUCGUCAUGCAGGAGAGCAACGGUUGUGUCCGUGUCCACACUACCAACAACGGUGUCGUCAACCCGGGUCUCAUGCAGUCUCACAACGGCAAGGGUAGCUGCAACACUGGUAUCGACACCCCCGAGAACGUCCAGAACCCCUGCCCCGAGUCCGAGAUCGAGCAGAUGAUCCGUGACGGUACCAUGGGUACCUCCGACGGCGACGGUCUCCAGCAGCUCCUCGAGCAGAACGGCGGCACUAGCAGCGCCACUGCUUACUACAAGGCCGCUCGCUGCUACAACUCUGGCUCGAUUGCUUCCGAUGGUAACCUGGGUGCCGGUAUCGCUACUCACUGCUACGCUUCCGACAUUGCCAACCGUCUCCUCGGAUGGGCCUCCGGUACUAGCAGCUGCAACGACAACACCAUCGGUACUCUGACCAGCUCGAACUGGAGCGGUAGCUCGUCCAGCAGCUCCAGCAGCUCGACCACUACCUCCGCCAACCCUACUGGCGUGACCACCAUUCUGCCCGAGACCGCGGCACCCACCAGCACUGCUACCAGCACUACCACUUCCAGCACCUUCGUCCCUACCGUCACCCCCGUCGCCGCUGUCCAGACUCCCGUCGUUGAGGCCACCCCCGCCGCAAGCAGUACUACCACCUCGGCCCCGGCUGCUUCUUCCACUGCCUCGACUACCACUUCUACCUCGACCGCUGAGGUGUACCCCUACGCCAUCUCCCCCUGCCAGGAGUACUACACCGUCGUCGCGGGCGACUACUGCCGCAAGGUGGAGGUGCAAUUCGGUAUCACUGCCGCUCAAUUGCAAAGCUGGAACACCGGUCUGGAUGAUAGCUGCUCGAAUCUCUGGAAGGGAUACCAAUACUGUGUGAAGGCUUGA